Molecule: messenger RNA, 2305 nt
Organism: Anguilla rostrata (American eel)
Lineage: Eukaryota; Metazoa; Chordata; Actinopteri; Anguilliformes; Anguillidae
Exons: 8
Coding region: 439-1353 (304 amino acids)
Molecular function (GO): S-adenosylmethionine-dependent methyltransferase activity
Source: RefSeq, a predicted model, not a curated record
UACUGUCAAAUUUGGCAGUGGAAAAAAUAGUUGAUGAAAGUAAUGAAAUUAAUUAAUGAAAGCUUGCAAACAUGUUCGAUAAAAAUGAUGGUGUAACUCCCGGAUAAUAUGCGCUGAUACAUUUUGGUUUAGCGCUACAAUACUAUUAUUUUUUAAGAGAGUAUGGCUUUACUUUUAUUUUGAAACAUCUCGCCCAGACGGUUACCGGAAAUUGUUUUAUUGUUGCUUCACACUUCUGCUAAAAUAAGCGACUGAAAGAAAAAACGCGUUGUUUAAAAUGAGCGACAUUAGUUUAAUGAUACUAUCCUUAAACUGAUUAAUUCCGACAACUUUACAAGGUUUUAGAAGUUCAGGGCACAGGGUGUCCUAGGUGUAAUUGGGCUGCUGUGUAGCUAACCCUAACUGGUUGAUAAGUGCACCUUUCGUUAUUGACAUAAAAUGAACUUUUCGGCUGCAAAAAAUGAAAUUGUGCACUUGCUGUCUCGGGUAGAUGUUGGCGAACUUCCUAAAUUGAUUCAAUGGAUGAAAAACUCAGAAGAAUUGGAUGACUGGUUUAUGGACAAUGAAAAGGUUGUUCUCCAGAGCAUUGCAGAAGACCUGAGAACUUGUCUCCCAGUAGAAGCAAUGUUGCCUUCAGAAUCCCUAGCCAUAGAGAAGGCCCAACAGGACUCCAAACCCACAGUGCAUGUUGAUGCCUUCCUGUACGACGAGGAGGCGGUCGAUUUGCUGUGUGAGGAGGGCAAAAUGAGCCGGGACUACUGCCUACUCUGCGGAUCUCACAGAACUGCACCUCUCGGGUUCAUCUCCCACUCUUUCUCUGCCUUGGAGCUUCGCUUCCUGUUCCAGAACGUUCUCCCAGAUCUGUCAGGAAAAAUGCUGGUAGACGUGGGCUCCCGGCUCGGGGCAGUACUCUAUGGGGGCUGCCUAUACAGCUCAGCAGCUCAACUGGUCGGGGUGGAGAUCAGUGCCGAAUUCGCCAACCUUCAGAGGAUGGUUGUAGAGAAGUAUGGCUUCACUGAUCGAGUCCAGGUUAUCCAUGCAGAUAUCUGCACCCAGGCCUCCCUUCUUCAGAAUGCUGAUGUCAUUGUCAUGAACAAUGUGUUUGAGUACUUCCUGGAAUCCACUGAGCAAAUGAGAGCUUGGCAUUGCAUCGGCCAAAAUGUGAGGAAGAAAGGUGCAUUGCUGGUCACUGUACCGAGUGUACAGGAGGCUUUCUCUGCACUGCAGGGGAUGAACGGGGUGAUAGACAUCAACCAGUGGCUGGAGGAGGUGCCCCUGGAUUAUGAUGUCUACUUGGGGAAGGACACUGACCCUGAAUCCUUUAAACAGAUCCAUCUCUACAAGGUCCUGUGAUAUUGGGCAGGAACACAAGUGUGAUCUGAACUUUCACUGGGUGGGAUGAAAAGACUGGAGUGGAGUUUUUGGACUGGUAUAAGCAGGAGAUGGUUAAUAAUGAGGGACAGCCCUUUGUGUGUUGCUGAGGACAGUGCAUCACGUUGCAGUAGUGUAUGGAUCCGGGCGUUCUUGGUCAGUUGUAUGAGCAGGAAUGGCAGUGUAAAAGGCAAUGCUCAUCAUUUGCCGUCUUCCACACGGAUGCACUCUGCAUAGAGUCCUGUAUGACAGGUUAACCAAGAGUUUAUCACAUCUUAUUAUUAGUUUUGUCAUUUAUGUCAUUUCUGUGAAAUAGUUUGACCGGAACGUACUCUGGCCAAACGGUAUACUAUAGCCACAAAGCGUAUGUUUGGAUAAAUGAACAGCAAGCACUUAACUGUGUAACAUUUGUUAAACAUCAGUGUACCAACACACAGGUAGGCAUGUUUGCAACAGGCAAAACCCAAGUACUCUUCACUGUUUUGUCUGUAACAAAAUGCUGCCUGUGCAAGAUUUGAAAUUCUUGUUACAGUUUAAUAAAAAAAAUAAUUUUGAACACAGGUAUCCUUUACUGUUUUAUGUAUAUUUUUGAACAAAGAAAACAUACCAAAAAUGUAUUUGCUCAUUUUUCAAAUAUGGUCCUAUGGUUCCACGCAAUGGGCCAUGCAUGUGUAAUUUGACCUAUUUGUUUAUUGCUAUUUACAACAACAAAAAAACAGUAAAUGCCAUUGGUGUAUUACAAUUUAAAAUAUCAAACUUUGUCAGAUACAGUAUAGAGAAAUGAGAUGCAGCAAGUCAGAGAAUGAGUGACAUUCAAUGCAUCUACAGCCAUUUCAGAAAUAUAAUUAUGAGAUAAUAAGAUUUAUUUAAAUGUGAAAACAUUUAAUUCAAGUAUUUAAACGUCCAAAUUAAACGACAGUCAGUUUACCAGUAA